Messenger RNA from Tachysurus vachellii, 1068 nucleotides. RefSeq lists its product as uncharacterized. The coding region runs from base 74 to 847 and encodes 257 amino acids. NCBI's taxonomy places the organism in Eukaryota, Metazoa, Chordata, Actinopteri, Siluriformes, Bagridae. The transcript has 14 exons. The record is from RefSeq and is a predicted model, not a curated record.
AUUAAAGUGACCUGAUGACAAGAGUAGGAUCAUUUUACACUGUUGUUUGGUUUCUGCCCAUCUACUCAGCACGAUGAUAAACCCUGUCACUUUUCUCCUGACUUUAGCCUGUUUAAGAGAGAUGUGUUUGGAGAACAACUCCUGCCGCCCUGAACAAACUGGAUGCACAAGUUGCAUUAUUAAGAAUUGUGGAAAAGCUUUAAAACCAUGUGCGCACAAGACAAUUCAAGAGAUCGUAACAGAAAUGAAGAAAGAAGAUCCAUCAGCAUCUACUUUAGCUCUGCAGCAGGAGGCUGGAGCUGCUGUGUUGGAAAAUCUCCAGUCUGUUCUUCAUUGUUUCAGAAAGAUUAAUGAGAGUCUCAUAGACACCACAUUUUGUUUUAUCGAUGCUUUUCUGGGAGACUCAGAGCAGCAUAAUGACCAUGAAAUGCCAACCUUCAUGUCCAGUGAUACAGGUUAUAUUUCAUGCUGGAUCAAAGCGGCCGGAAGAGGAUACUUCAGCUGCUUCGAUCACUACGAUCUGAAGAGUUUACAGAGUCUGCAAGAACAUUUUGCAGGCAGUUUCGAUAAUUUUCACUGUUUUCUGAAGAAGUUUCCUUCCUUGAGCGAGAAAUGCCUUCCAGCGUCCAUAUGGCUUUAUGGUGAACUGUCACUAGCUCAGUUACAGAGACUUGCUAAGAGCAGUGAAGAACUUCUUGACUGUGGCACCAUGUGGAGCGACACCUGGAAACAAUGCAUGCACGAGUCCUCGGAUCUUCCUGGUGCCAACAGAACCCUCCCAACCGAGGCGAAAGAUGUGUACGUCUGUGCCAUUAAUGAGAUCAUCAGAGCAACUGCAAUGUGUUGAUUAUAACGAGGACGUGACCUUUCUAUGAACCAAUUAGAGAGCAGAUCAUCAUCAAUAUCUACUGAUCAUGUGGGGUGUUGGGUUAUUGGGCUGUAGUUUAACGUUUAAUCGUCUUUAUCUGGGCCUGAGUUUUGAUUUUUGUCUUCUGUUUUCUGUAUAUUUGUAAACGAGGACUCGUCCUCAGUGUGUUUCCUGAGGUUUAAAUAAAUGAAAUAAAAUCA